Dissoconium aciculare CBS 342.82 is the source of this 1047-nucleotide messenger RNA. RefSeq lists its product as uncharacterized. The record is from RefSeq and is a predicted model, not a curated record. NCBI's taxonomy places the organism in Eukaryota, Fungi, Ascomycota, Dothideomycetes, Mycosphaerellales, Dissoconiaceae. The coding region runs from base 1 to 1047 and encodes 348 amino acids. Gene Ontology annotation, cellular component: Golgi apparatus. The transcript has 2 exons.
AUGUACAUCCCAAAUACUACCUGGACGUGGAGCUUCAUGCUCGUCGCGGUCUUCCAGGCUGCCAUCAAUCUGGCUCUGCAAUGCUAUGUGUUUGGAAGAUUCCAGGCCAGCCUGCUCCCUGACGCGAGGAAUUCAGAUGUGUCCUACACCAUUCCGACAUAUCUCGCAUUAUUCAUCUUCGGCUUCUUAUAUCAGUUGAUAUUGGUCUGGGAUGCUCUGCGAUUGAAGAAUACAAUUCAAGUAAUCGGACUAUGCAUCUACAAUCUAGGAAUGGUGAUAUAUGCUGCGGUGGAGAUCAGUCAGGUCGACGAAGCAAUUGAGAUCCUGGACAACCAAGGAAACAUUCAGCCGGGUCUGCGAGGAGCGCUCAAGCCAUUCCUGAUAGCUGCGCCCUGUGUUCUUGCUCUUGGAACAGUACUAUUGGCCCUUGUCGCAUGGAAACUAUACGACGAAUUUGCGUGGUCGAUUUACAAGCAUAUUUCUGCUGAUCUGCGACUAAAGCGGCGAUUCCUAACGUACCAGAUUUACAUCGCUCUACUAAAGUUUGAUUUCUUCUUCUUUUUGGGAUUCACUGUGCAAUUUCUGGUCGUUGUCCGGAAAGGCACCACACCAGCUGAAUUCGGCCUCACAAUCGCGGCUAUUCCGAUCACAAUCGCGCUUCUGUUUUUAGCCGCAUGGUUUACCCAACGAGAAUCCACCGUUGGCCAGGUUACAGUCAUUGCGGUCUAUUUCGCCGCGAUGGCAUACUUCUUCUUCAAGCUUGUGAGGAUGUAUAAUUCACCCAAAGCACAAUACUACGAAUCCGCACGCCACAGCUUGACCACCUUUGCGGUUCUCACCCUCCUGCUGCUCAUUGUCACCAUCGUCGUGGCCAUCAUGUGCAUGCGGAACUUCAACAAAGGCCUCAAGCCACAUGUGCGCUCCCGACGGUCCAUGCACGGCAGAGAUUCCCUCGAGGCGGGUAAAUACACCUCCUAUGAGGGCUAUCACGCCGAGCCGCAUCCAAUGGGUGCGGUAGGAGGGCCGUCAAGGAUGACCAUCGAUUGA